Metarhizium album ARSEF 1941 is the source of this 1437-nucleotide messenger RNA. Its product is annotated as Mis12-Mtw1 family protein. Bases 1 to 1437 code for a protein of 478 amino acids. Gene Ontology annotation, cellular component: MIS12/MIND type complex. The transcript has 4 exons. Gene Ontology annotation, biological process: mitotic sister chromatid segregation; cell division. Lineage: Eukaryota; Fungi; Ascomycota; Sordariomycetes; Hypocreales; Clavicipitaceae. The record is from RefSeq and is a predicted model, not a curated record.
AUGACGACUCUCGUGGCGACUCAACGGGCGCUAGAACAUCUUAGCAUGAGCAACCAGCAAGAGCGCCGAAGGAGCAAGCGUCCAGCCGCCGCGGCCGACUUUGAACGGGACGAUGAUUUCCAGUUUGUGCGAAAGUCGAAGAGGUCCAAGACGGAGGAGCCCCCGGCGAGCAAGACGACAGGCCGAGGUCGUCGGACAACGGCAGACCAAGCUAUCAAGGAACCCACAGUCGCAGCACCGAGAACUGCUGCUCCGUCACAACCGAGCCCGGCGACAACGGGUACACGGCGGUCAUCGCGGCGGCAACAGGUCGACGACGCACCUCGUAAAGAUGAGCCCCAGACCGAAAGGAGGCCUACGAGAAGGAGCAGCAGGGUUGCCGCGGCCGGGGCGGACGGCGACGCCGAGACGGAGAGCUCAACACUGCACGACGCCCCGUCGAAGGCGUCGAGCCCGGACAGAGAAAAGGUAUCGAAGCCAAGACGGUGGGAGCCGUCGCCAACCCCGCGGCGGCCAACCGAGUCCAAGAUUGCGCUCCCGAUGAGCGACACCCCGGUCAUCAAUCGGAACAAGGAAAUGCGCAAGAAGGCCGGGAAGGGCAACAGACGGAGCAGUCUGGGGUCGCGCGGCCGUCGAGCAAGCUCGCUCAUAGAGAACGGACAGACGGCAACGCCGCACCGCGACGUGAACACGGCCGAGUUCUACAAGCACAUCGAGGCCGAGGGUCUGCUCGAACCGAAGAGGAUGAAGCAAUUGCUCAUGUGGUGCGGCGAGCGCGCCCUGCCGAGCAAGCCGCCUCACGGAACGCCCAAUUCAAACGCAAUUUUAGGCGCCCGAGCGAUCCAAGAGCAAAUACUGAAGGAUUUCGCCCACCGGACCGACUUUUCAAACUGGUUCAGCAGAGACGAAGACGCGCCCAAGGAGGCGCCGGUUCUGAAACCGAACCCGCGCAACGUCGAGCUCGACGAGAAACUGAAGGCGUUGGAGGCAAAAAUUCAAACGUUGCAAGAUGAGAAACGGGCCUGGCUGGCAAUACGCCAACCCCCGCCGCCCGACACGCCGCCCAUGUCCUCUUGGGCCGAGGCGCCUGACAUCGAACUCCCCGACCUGGGCCUCCUGGAACCCGAAGAGGUGACGAUCCGGACGUACCUCGCCGACGAGAUGGCGCCGUUUGCGGCGAUGCGAGCCAAGACAGAAGAGAGAAUACGCAAGAUCCAAGCCUCUCUCGAAUUCGAGGUGGAUCAGCUGGCGGACAGCGUGCACAAGCUGGAGCAGAGGGUGUUGGUGGCGGGCAGGCAGGCGGAUCAGGUCCUUCGGCUGAGCGCGGCGCGGCUCAAGGAGCGGGAGCAGCGGGAGAAGGAGAGCGCAGGGACUCGGGACAUGCCUCUGAUGGAGGUGCUGAGGAGUCUGAGUAACGUGUUGCCCGAGGGGGGUUGA